Budorcas taxicolor (takin) is the source of this 1607-nucleotide messenger RNA. It is a transcript of the gene TTC23, whose product is annotated as tetratricopeptide repeat domain 23. Lineage: Eukaryota; Metazoa; Chordata; Mammalia; Artiodactyla; Bovidae. The transcript has 11 exons. Gene Ontology annotation, molecular function: protein binding. The coding region runs from base 267 to 1607 and encodes 446 amino acids. The record is from RefSeq and is a predicted model, not a curated record.
GUGUGGUACCAGGUCGCUUUACGGGAAAAGACUGCUCCAAUUUAGCCUGAAAUUACCCAACUUUAGACUUUUAUCACGGUGCUCAAUCUGUAAAAAGAAUCACCAAACUGAUAAAACCAGUACAGCGUGGAUCAAACUGGUAAAUCAGGGUGCCGAGACAACUGUCAUUCGAGCGAAAAAGAAACGGACAACUCUCAAGCCCACAGGGUAACUGACAAAGGAUUUUACGACACAGUGAGAGAUUAGAGGGUAAUGUAUAUAAAAAUAUGCAAGAAUCACAGGAAACUCACAUAUCCAACCACCUGGAUGAAAUUGUUGCUGCCGUCAGCAUAACACCUAGAAAGAAACUGCAAAACCAGCUGCUUCAGAGAGCACUGUUCCAGCCUCCUCGGGAGAAACUCCGCCUCUCUGAAGAGAAAGCAAAGUCCUAUGCCAGCAGUCAUGAGUACAAAAAGGCUCUCCACGAGCUUGUGCACUGCAUGGCUCUGACAAGGAUCUGCUAUGGUGAUGCCCACUGGAAGCUGGCCGAGGCGCACGUUAACCUGGCUAAGGGUUAUCUUCAGCUGAAAGGAAUGUCACUACAAGCAAAACAACAUGCAGAAAAAGCCAAAGAAAUCCUCACCAGCUCCAUUGUGCCUCCAUACAAUGACAAUACAGAUGUUUUCAAGUGUUCGGUUGAGCUGUUCCAUACCUUGGGGCAAGCCUUACUGUCCCUUCAAAAGUUCAAGGAAGCGUCAAAGAAUUUGACAAAGGCGGAGAUACUUUCAAAGGAGAUGCUCCAAUGUGGAAAGAUUAUAAAAGAAGAAUGGAUGGAAAUUCAAGCGCGGAUCAAAUUGUCAUUUGCACAGGUAUAUCAAGGUCAGAAGAAAUCAAAAGAAGCUCUGCCCCACUACCAAGAGGCUUUAGAAUAUACUGAGAUCAGUAGAGGUGAAAAAAGUCUUGAGUGUGUACCAAUACUGAGGGAAUUGGCAGCUGCAGAACAAGCCCUGGGAUUUCAUGAUGCAUCCAUCAACAACCUUUUACAGGCGCAUCUCAUCAUUCUGAGAGGAAGCCCCUCUCGAGAGGAGGCAGCCACGUCCGCACACUCCAUCGCCUGUGCCGCUGUCGCGUCUGGGAGGCCUGAGCACCAUGAUGUGGCUGAGCAGUAUUUUCAGGAUAGCAUGGCUAAUCUCAAGGAUGCUGAAGGGAUGGAGAAAGCCAAGUUUCUUUCAAUUCAAGAUGAUUACUGCCAUUUCCUACAAGUCACUGGACAAGACGAGAGAGCCACUUCAAUCCUCAGAGAGUCCCUGGAGGCCAAAGUGGCAGUGUUCGGUGAUUUCAGUCCUGAGGUGGCAGAGACAUACCGGCUCCUGGGUGUGGCCGACCUGGCACAGGGGAACCAGACCGGGGCCCACAAGAAACUGAAGAAGUGUCUUCAGAUCCAGACCCUCUUAUAUGGACCCCAGGACAAGAGGACUCUGGCCACCCAGCAAACCAUGGACAUCCUGUCCAAGGCCCCCGAGGUGCCCGCGAGGCCGCGGCCGUCCCCCGGAGCCAAGGCGGCCUUCUGCGCCGGCGGGAGGCCGCACAGCGUGCCCGGGCGCCCCAGGCCCAGCGCCGCCGACUGA